Molecule: messenger RNA, 2729 nt
Organism: Notothenia coriiceps (black rockcod)
Lineage: Eukaryota; Metazoa; Chordata; Actinopteri; Perciformes; Nototheniidae
Product: integrin beta-1
Exons: 15
Coding region: 1-2424 (807 amino acids)
Biological process (GO): cell-matrix adhesion; integrin-mediated signaling pathway; cell migration
Cellular component (GO): cell surface; integrin complex; focal adhesion
Molecular function (GO): integrin binding; laminin binding; fibronectin binding
Source: RefSeq, a predicted model, not a curated record
AUGGACCUGAAGCUGCUCUUGGUAUCCAUAUUGUUUGGAGUCUUUUGUUUCAGUAAUGCUCAGAAAGAGGGGAACGAGUGCAUCAAUGCCAACGCCAAAUACUGCGGGGAGUGCAUCCAGGCUGGAGCCAAAUGUGGCUGGUGUAAAGACCCGGAGUUCCUGAAACAGGGUGAGACCGUGUCGACGCGCUGUGACGAGCUGCAAUCUCUGAUAAAAAGGGGCUGUGAUGAUGAUAUGAUCGAGAACCCUCGCGGGGAUCAGAAGAUCCUGAAGAACAUAGCGGUGACAAACCGCGGCAGGGGAGAAGGGAAACAAAAGUCAGAAGCCAGACUGAAACUGAAGCCAGAGGAGAUCACUCAAAUCCAGCCUCAGAAACUCAACCUGACCCUCCGAUCUGGUGAGCCCCAGUCCUUUGACUUGAAGUUCAAACGAGCGGAGGAUUAUCCCAUCGACCUGUACUACUUGAUGGACCUGUCCUACUCCAUGAAGGACGAUCUGGAGAACGUCAAGAACCUGGGAACCAGUCUAAUGCUGGAGAUGUCCAAGAUCACCUCGGACUUCAGGAUAGGUUUCGGUUCCUUUGUGGAGAAGACGGUCAUGCCGUACAUCAGCACCACCCCGGCCAAGCUGCUGAACCCAUGCACAGGAGACCAGAACUGCACCAGCCCGUUCAGCUACAAGAACGUCUUGAAGCUCACCAGCGACGGCAAGAAGUUCAACACCCUGGUGGGCAAGCAGCACAUCUCUGGAAACCUGGACUCUCCCGAGGGGGGGUUCGAUGCCAUCAUGCAGGUUGCUGUGUGUGGGGACCACAUUGGGUGGAGGAAUGUGACUCGUCUGCUGGUGUUCUCCACCGACGCUGGCUUCCACUUUGCCGGCGAUGGAAAACUGGGUGGCAUCGUUCUGCCCAACGAUGGAAAAUGUCACUUGGAGAAUAAUAUUUAUACCAUGAGCCACUACUAUGACUAUCCCUCCAUUGCUCACCUGGUUCAGAAGCUGAGCGACAACAACAUUCAGACCAUCUUCGCAGUCACAGAAGAGUUCCAGCCUGUUUACAAAGAGCUGAAAAAUCUGAUUCCAAAAUCUGCAGUAGGGACUUUAUCUGCCAACUCCAGCAAUGUCAUCAACCUUAUUAUAGACGCCUACAAUUCGCUCUCCUCAGAGGUCAUUCUGGAGAACAGCAAGCUUCCAGAGGGAGUGACCAUAGCUUACACAUCGCACUGUAAGAACGGAGUGGUUAGUGAGGGGGAAAGUGGACGGAAGUGCUCCAACAUCUCCAUCGGAGAUCAGGUCAUGUUUAGCAUCACUGUGACAUCUAAGGGCUGUCCUAAGCAAGGCAAGCCUGAAACCAUCAAGAUCAAGCCCCUGGGAUUCACAGAGGAGGUGGAGAUUACCCUCAACUUCAUCUGUGAGUGUGAAUGCAACCAGGACGGCAUCGAGAACAGUGAACUCUGCCACUUCGGUAACGGCACCUACGAGUGUGGAGCCUGCAAGUGUAAUGAAGGACGAGUGGGCAGACAGUGUGAGUGCAGCAGCAACGAUGUGGCCACCGAGGACAUGGACCGGACCUGCAGGAAAGACAACGGCACCGACAUCUGCAGCAACAACGGAGACUGUGUGUGCGGCACGUGUGAGUGCAAGAAGAGAGAUAACCCCGAGGAGAGGUACAGAGGCCAGUACUGCGAGUGUGACAACUUCAACUGUGACCGCUCUGGAAACAAACUGUGUGGAGGGCAUGGAAGCUGUGAGUGCAGAGAGUGUGUCUGUGACCCCAUGUGGAUCGGAAAUGCCUGUGAUUGUUCUCUGGACAACAGCACGUGUAUGGCCAGCAACCAGCAACUCUGUAACGGCAGAGGAACGUGUGAAUGUGGCACCUGCAAGUGUACUGAUCCCAAAUUCCAGGGUCCCACCUGUGAGACUUGUCCUACCUGUCCAGGGGUCUGCACUGAACACAAGGAGUGCAUCCAGUGCCGGGCGUUUGGCACGGGUGAGAAGAAGGAAACAUGUGAGAGAGACUGCAGCUACUUCAACCUGAUCAAAGUGAAGGACCGGGAAAAGCUGCCCCAGCCCAACGACGCCACCUACCCCGUGAUGCACUGCAAGGAGAGAGACGCCAACGACUGCUGGUUCUACUACACCUACGCCGUCAACAACAACACUCAGAAGGAGGUGCAUGUGGUGGACCUACUGGACUGCCCCGCCGGGCCUGACAUUAUCCCCAUCGUGGCGGGCGUGGUCGCCGGCAUUGUCCUGAUUGGCUUGGCCCUGCUGCUCAUCUGGAAGCUGCUCAUGAUCAUCCACGACAGGAGAGAGUUCGCCAAGUUCGAGAAGGAGAAGAUGAACGCCAAAUGGGAUACGGGUGAAAAUCCCAUCUACAAAAGUGCCGUCACGACUGUGGUCAAUCCAAAAUAUGAAGGAAAAUAACUGGUCACGGUUUUCCUUGAACUCUGCUAUCAAGUAUCCGACAACUGCAGUAUUUACCGCAGGUCUGGGGAGUAACCUGUGGUCGAGUUUCUGUCAUUUCCUUUUGUUGCUUCACCAUUAUAAUGUACCCAGCAGCCACUGCAUCUGUAUUUUUACUAACACCUAUGAUUUAUAUGCAUUUGUGAUAUUUUAGAUGUACAGUAUGUGUAUAUACUUUUAAGUUGCAUAUUUGCAAAAAACAAUGACAUGAAGGUGUUCUCUUCCUGCCACAGGACUGGUAUGGCAGAGGAUUACACUUUUUUUUU